Messenger RNA from Aspergillus pseudonomiae, 1613 nucleotides. RefSeq names its product holocytochrome c synthase CYC3. Gene Ontology annotation, molecular function: holocytochrome-c synthase activity. Gene Ontology annotation, cellular component: mitochondrion. Gene Ontology annotation, biological process: cytochrome c-heme linkage. The record is from RefSeq and is a predicted model, not a curated record. The transcript has 3 exons. Lineage: Eukaryota; Fungi; Ascomycota; Eurotiomycetes; Eurotiales; Aspergillaceae. The coding region runs from base 162 to 1145 and encodes 327 amino acids.
AAAAGAAAUCUCCGUAAGAUUCUCUUCCACCAUUGUUGCGAUGGUCGCUUUCCCUCUUUAGCUUCCCAACGAGUCGUCGCCUAUAACUUUGUAUCUCUGUAUCUUCCUUUCUGGAAUAUUCUCCUUCAUUUUCCCAUAUUUAUCCUAGCUUUUCUUUCAAAAUGGGUUGGUUCUGGGCAGACUCCCCGUCGCAGCCAACAGCUGUGGUUCCGAACCCAUUGGCAUCCUCGGACACCACCCCCCCUCCAGCAUGUCCAAUGCACACGGGUAACUCGUCGCCUCCGGUGUCAUCCUCAGUUCCUGAACCACCUAGUGCCUGUCCCGUCCGGUCUAAGGACUCUCCCUUCUAUGUGCCACCGAAGUCAAAAUCUUCAGAUACGCCAUUGCCUUCUAAACCAGAAAACAAAUCAACCUUAUCCAAAAUGAACCCUUUGAACUAUAUGUUCUCUUCCAUCUCUCAGGAACGAGCACCGAACCAAACCGUCGAGCUGCCGCUGGAGCGUGAGCCUUCCUCUAUACCCCGUGGAGAUACAGAUAGCAAUUGGGAGUAUCCUUCUCCUCAGCAAAUGUACAAUGCUAUGUUACGCAAAGGUUACACGGAUACCCCUCAAGAUGCAGUGGAAGCAAUGGUUGCAGUGCACAAUUUUCUGAAUGAAGGCGCUUGGGAUGAAAUUGUCGGAUGGGAACGUAUAUUCUCGAAAGGUCUAAAAAAUGGCUGGGAAAAGUGCCGACGUGGCGAGGAAAACAUCGCAUUAGAUGCCGCCAGAGAAGUGACAGAUGCGGGUGCCCCGGAGAAUCAGCCACGCCUUCUCAGGUUCCAAGGUCGGCCGCAGGAACUUACUCCAAAGGCGCAGGUACUGCAAACACUAGGUUGGCUGUAUCCAGCAAAGUUUGGAACACCUCCACCGUUCGAUCGACACGACUGGUUUGUGAUGCGACAGACGCCGUCUGGUCCGAAAGAAGUUCGUUAUGUGAUUGAUUACUAUUCAGGGCCUCCCGAGCCUACAGGAGAGCCUGUCUUCUAUCUGGAUAUCAGGCCUGCCUUGGACACACCUACCGCUGCUGUAGAGCGAUUGAUGAGAUGGGGAGGCGAUGUUUGGUGGCGAGCUACUGGUGCUGUAGUUCGAGAAAACGGCAGGAACUAAUGGCGCAAUUCCACUGCUGAUGAUAUUGUUCUUCGGCGAUGAUGACUCUCCACUCACCUGUAUACUGAACAAGGCGCGGGCGUCUGAUGGCCCUCCAUAGGGACGCAUCAUUCUAUAUGUUUCUUUUCUUACCUUCCCUGCUUCUCUAUACACCCUACUUAAUUAUUUCACCUUCCCUGUCUAAACAUGAAAUAGAUUUCUUUCGGCUAUACGGACUGCCAGGCAGAUAAUGAUGGCGAUGAAACAAUGGCCUCUACAGUUGUUAUUCGGGACGAAAUACAUGCCACCCAUGCUCCUUUGCGUCUUUCCAGCAUUUUCCCUCGAAGAGGCUAUCUAUUGAUACAGUAAUUUGUCUAGGGAAGUCUAUAUGGUUCUUGUAGGCGUAGUUUUUCCGAUACAAGGGCAUCGCCCACCAAAACUAAAAUGACAGGAAGACUAGUACUGAAGAUUUUUCGCUGCUAAUGCGGC